GGCAAAGAAAUAAGAGGCACGACGUGUAGCUGCAACUGGUAAUGAUCACUAAGGUAACAUAAUGUCCGGGGCUGAGGGCUACCCAGCAUGUCAGGUAUUAACAGAGCGAGUGUGAUUAAAUGUGGGAGGUAGGAGCUGUGAGGCUGGCGGAGAGCGCUGCUGCCGCUGCGAGCUGGAAACUACUGAAUGGGAAUCUAUCCGGCAACUUCACCAGACCUCUGUCUGACGGCGACACGGGGGCUCUGCGUAAAACCAAGCGGUGCGUCUCCAAGUCUGGGUCAGCCCAACUCACAGCCGGAGAGGACGCUCAAGUUGGAUCGGGCGAGCAGCUUUUCACUUGUUACCGGCGCACGGCUCCCACUAACAUGCCUGCCAUCAAAAAGGAGAGGCUGGAUGGAGACGACAUGGCAUUGACUGCGUUCAACCAGUCCGAAUACCUGGCCCCUUUAAAUGCCACCGCUAUCCCCGUGGUGACCCCGCAUCCGCAGCCUUACGACCACAUUUUCGCCCAUCACCGUGCGUACUUGGGGCUCCACGACUCGGCGCUGCAUCACCAGCACCUCCACCAUCACACGGACGACUUAAUGCUGGAGAGGUUCUCCUCCAUCCCCGACUUUCAGCCUUUCUUCGACAACGGGGAGCCGUGCAUCGAGGUGGAGUGCGGGGAAAACAAGGCUUUGCUUUACAUCAAUAAACUGUGUCAAGGUAGCAAAGGACCCUCAAUUAAAUACAGGGGCGAGUGGCUCACCCCCAACGAGUUCCAGUUUGUCAGCGGACGAGAGACUGCCAAAGAUUGGAAACGGAGUAUAAGACACAAAGGGAAAAGUCUCAAGACUCUUAUGUCCAAAGGAAUCUUACAGGUGCAUCCUCCAAUCUGUGAUUGUCCUGGUUGUCGAAUUUCAUCUCCAGUGAACCGCGGGCGCUUGGCUGAAAAACGCACCAUCCCCCUUCCCCCAAACCGGGUGCCCAAGAAGGAGCUGGCCUCCAUCUUCAGCAGUGACGACAGCGAAGGCAGCGAGCGGGCCAGUGGGGAUCAUGCCCACAUCAAGCAGGAGGACGAGUUGCAUUACAGUAUAAUGAGAAAGAGUCGUGACAGUGACCUCUCUACAAUCAUCUCCAACCUGCACCACACCAGACAGCACGGCAUGCCCGAGGGCCAGUCAGCCUCUGACCACAACAGCAGUACUGGACACACAGAUGACCUUCUAGGCAAGAGGAGAAGCUUGUCUCCCAACAGCAGCAGCGAGUGUCCCUCUGACAGCAAGAAGUCACGUAGCGUUUCCCCCAAAGAGAACUCCCAGAGCCCGGUGGUGGAAGCAGGCGGCAGCCACAGCCACAUGAGCCCAGAGGAGCACUACAGGCGCAUGAUGUCAGCGCUCAGUGAGCAUGGAUCCUAUGAGGAGCAGCAGCAACGCCUCUACCAGCUGGCAAGCAGCAUGGGUCUGCCCGGCCACGACAUGCUGCGUGCUCGCCAGGAGGCGUUGGCUGCAGCGGUGAGGAAUCCAGCGGCCUUAGAAGCUCACCUGCCCUCGGCGGGCAGCUCCUCCUCAUCCAGCCAGAGACGCAAGCAGGGUCUGCCGCAGCACCGUGACGCACAUUACACCGACAGGGAUCUGUCCCACCCUCCACCUCUCCUGUCCCCUCCAACUGCCCCUCAUAUCGCCUUAGGACCUCACCUGCGGCCUCCUUUCCUGGGCAUGCCCUCCGCUCUUUGCCAGGCCCCUGGUUAUGGUUUCCUCCAACCAGCUCAAGCUGAGAUCUUUGCUCGGCAACAAGAGAUGUUGAGGAAACAGAAUCUGGCCAGACUUGAGAUGUCAGCAGAGCUGCUGAGACAGAAAGAGUUGGAAAGUCUCCACCAGCGACAGCAACAGCAUCAACGUCUGCUGGGCUCCGACACUCUGGGUGUUCUACCUCCUGGUCUUCCCUCGGACCACCCGGCCCUGCGGAGCCUCCACGACAUCCCAGAGGGACAUCCGCUCCGUGAGGAACUGGCCCGCCGCUCUAAUGCAAUGCUGGUGCUUCGGCAUGGAGCUGCCACACCCCUCCUAACCCUCAACCACCACCAGCAGCAACAACCAGGAGCACCCUCAACACCCAAAGACACCCAGGCACAGAGCUCCACUUCUGGGCUAGAUGCUGAAUCCAGGAAGGCCCCCCUUAGGGGCCCCCAGACACACCUCCGUGCUGUGGAUCACACAAGAGGGAGAGAGGACAGAGGAAGGGAGGGAGACAGGGAGGGGCAGGAUGAGGAGAUGAAGGACUCGGACAGUGAGACAGAAAUGUGCGAAGAGAGGCGGGAAAGUGUUGUUGCCAAGUCCAGCAGUAAACCCAGGGACAGGGAGAGACAUGGGGGCAAAGAGAGCAGUAGCAAGAGAGAGUGUGACAGUGCCAAGGAGACUGGAGAGAGCUCAGGCAGGCUGAGCGCCCCGUGCAGUUCAGCAGGUACAGAGUCACCCAGUCGCCACCUCUUCACCUCUGGACUGGGCAAGGCCGACAUCAAGUACCACCUGCCACCCGGGUUCAUGCCACCUCUCCCUGCUCUUCAUGCUCAGUCAUUGCCCUUUGGAUUCCCUUACGCCAACCCCUACUUUCACACGGGCUCUAUGGGAGGUCUUUUCAUGGACGGGGAGGACUCGGCUACAGCAAACCCUGUGGAGGACAUCAGCAAGUGGAGUGUGGAGGACGUGUGUGGCUUCAUAAGCAGCUUGGCUGGAUGUGCUGAAUACACACAGGUGUUUCGGGAGCAGGCCAUUGACGGAGAGACUUUACCGCUGCUCACUGAGGAGCACCUGCUCAACACCAUGGGACUAAAGCUGGGGCCCGCGCUCAAGAUCCGCUCACAGGUGGCGCGGCGUGUUGGCAGGCUCUUCUACAUGACUGGAUUCCCGCUGGCGUUCCCGUUUCCACCUUCUGCUGCCCUGCGCCCACCAGAACGGGAUCGGGAUCCCCUGACCACACCAUCUGACAACCCCCUGCCCCUCUCGCUGUCCCUCCCCCACAGACCCAUCUCCACCAGCAGUAGCUCUUCUCCAUACAGCGGCCCUACCCCAGGGUGCUCCUCCCCCAAGCAGGAAAACGGUAACGGCUCCACAGUGGUGGGACGAUACGAGGCCAAAACUCCUUCGUAGGAGAGGAUA
This is a messenger RNA of Scomber scombrus (Atlantic mackerel), 3137 nucleotides long. RefSeq names its product sterile alpha motif domain containing 11 (gene samd11). Gene Ontology annotation, biological process: positive regulation of transcription by RNA polymerase II. Gene Ontology annotation, molecular function: protein binding; DNA-binding transcription activator activity, RNA polymerase II-specific; RNA polymerase II cis-regulatory region sequence-specific DNA binding. The record is from RefSeq and is a predicted model, not a curated record. The transcript is spliced from 13 exons. Lineage: Eukaryota; Metazoa; Chordata; Actinopteri; Scombriformes; Scombridae. Bases 120 to 3128 code for a protein of 1002 amino acids.